GUACGAGCAUUAGAGACCCCUUUAGAUGACCGUCUAGCACUAUAAAAGGACUUCAACAGGAGGCGGACGCAAAUUAGUUCUGCGACAGUGAACUGUAUUAGCUAGGAAGUAAGUUUUAAUGAAUAUGUAUGAUCAUGAUAGAAUUAAUGGCCUGUUGUAGUUUCAUGACACACAUCCGAUUAGAGGAGCUAUCUUCCCAAAGUGUUCAAAGCUGUAAUAAAGAAUGCAGGCUUUCAAAUAUUUCAAAUUGUGUUACUUUAUUUUCCGGCCGAUUUCGAUAUCACCUCAGGCUCGUCGCGGAUCACCGAGACCAGUGUCCGGUGAUUCCGGCUGCAGGGGAGCUCCGCUUUGCCCGGUCUGGCCUCGUGGCCGCACUGUCACUGCACAGCUCCACCCGCGCGCGCAGCCCCACCUUUCCCCUCCACGCGCCGCUCCAUCGGCGGCUCCGUCCCUCCCCUCGCGCCAGGUGAAAAGAAGCUGCCUUAUUCCGCACCUGCGCCAGGUCCACAGUAGUUCCCUUCCCAGAAGUGCCCGCACCUAAAAGAAGAUAAAAUAAUAGUAGUGGUAGAAGAGCGUGGCUGAGGCCGUGCCUUUCAGUGGGCUAGGUCGCUUUCCACCAGUUGCUUUCAACGCUCAGUCUCUGCAGGGACCACUUUUUGCCGUCUUUUCUGCUGCUAAUAGUCAGGCAGCAAAGGACAGCAUUCUUGAGGAGAUGAAGGCGAGCUGGGUCCUUGUAAGGCAGUGGCGCGGUGUGUGACGCAUUGGAGCGGCGCGCCGCUCCCGGGGCCGGACAGAGGCGUGGGCACGAUGAUGCCCGGAGAGACGCCGCUACCGCCGGCUGGAACUGCGGCCGCCGGCAGGGCCUGCGCCAACUGCGGUGUUCUCCAGCAGAAUAUGAAUGAAUAUGUAGCUGCAUUAAUUGCACUGAAGCAAAAAAUAAUUGAUGGAGAUCGUUUGCUGACAGAGUAUCAACAGAAAUGCACUGAGCUUCAAUUUGCUGAAAGAGAGAUCUCUGCUCUUCGUUGCCAAGUGGAGAAGAUGUUACAGAAAAUUCUGCCUCUGGAAAAAUGCCAGGAAGAGUUGGGUUCCUUGAAGGCAGAGUUGGAAGAAAAAAAGAGUUCUCUCAAGAUUUAUCAGGAGAGUCAACUGGAAUAUGUUAAAAUUAAAGAAGAAAUAUUAAACAGUGAUGCUGUGAGAAAGAAACUGGAAACUAAAGUGAAAAAACUUGAAGAGGCUGCAACAAAGCAUACCCAGGACUUCAGACAACUAAACACUGAAAAGAAAAGGCUUGAAAAGGAGCUAAAGAAAGCACAAGGAAAACUUGAUGGUGUAAUUAAAGAGAAGUGCAGAAAACUUAAACAUGCAGAAACUCAGAGUUCAAGUGAAGAUCUUGCAACAGAUAUAGACAAAGGAAGAGUGAAGCUCUUAUUAGAAGAACUCUGGAUGUGCAUUGACAGUGCAUCAGGAAAAAGAGAGAAUGAGAAAAAUGAUCCUGUCUUAGACACUGUACAAAUCCACCAAAAGAUCAAGAAGUGUGAUGGCAAAACAUUACCUUGGUGUUCUUCAAGGGAAAGUGCUGUAAAGCAAAAUUCUGUAACAGCAAUGAUAAUUCAAACAAGUACCGAGCCUUUUGGAGAUGAUUGUGCUGUGAACAGGACUGCUGAAGAACAACUGCACAGUGGUGAGGAUAAAAAUGUAGAUGUGAUAAUACAGACAGGCAGGGAGCACAGCACUUCAGGCUUCUCCACUCAGGAGCGGAGAGACCCAGGUGGAAAUGUGAUGGAUAUAUUGAAUUGGGCCAGACCUCUUCCUGCUCUACUUUCUCCAGUACAGCUUUCACCACUGACUACACAGGAUAUGUUCUUGGGAGAAGUCACAGGUUCCAGUGAUGAAGAAGAUGAUUGCAGUACUUCUGCAGUGGAGGGUAUUUCACAAGAAGACAAAGUUCAGCCUCCAAGCUGUAAUGUAAUCUACCCUGGUGAUGAGUGUAACAGAUGGUGCAAAUCAUGUGAGCAUGGUUUUGAUGAAGAAAUCUCACUUAAUCUGAGUUGGAAUGAAAAGAAUAUUCAUAUCAGUCCUAAGAUGUCAAGCAAGGAGAGAGAUGCUGAAAGAAAGCAAGCUGAAGGUGCCACUCUGAUGACAAACAUGGUAACUAACAAAAAUUGUUUGGAGGAGAAUUCUGGGGAUGUGGGAACUGAGAACAGAGAACUAACUGGAGCAGCAGCACACAAAUCAGAAGACAUGGAAGAACAGAAAGGAGAUGGUGAGGACAUGGACAGCGAAGAGGGAGAUUCUUCAGUAGAUUUUAUGUUACAAAGUUUCAAGCCUCAGAAUCAGACGGAAAGGUGUAGUGUGAUAGAGCAAACAGAGGAGAAUGUAACCUUAAGUAGAGCUGUUGAUAAUGAAGGUACACAUGAAAAAUGUGGUGAAUUAGUGAAUGCAGAGAGAGAUAAAUUAGUAGCACAGAGAGAAACUUCCAGAGAAGCAUCUGUUCCACAGAGUGUUACUCAUUUGCUAUCUAAGCAAUGCAUUGUGCUUCAAAGAGAAGAUGCUGAGGAAAAAUCUGAUGUGUUGAUAAAAAAUGAAGUGGUUGAAAAUAAAUCAAAAAAUGUAGUCAUAUUAACUAAUACGGCUGAAGCUAUUGAGAUCUCUGCACACUCUCAGUGCUCUGAAAUAAAACAUGACAGUGAAGAGAUUCUGGAGAAACAACAUAUGCAAACAAAAGACAAAGUGAACAGAGAAUGUGAACCAGAGACUGUUAAAGUCUCUAGGCAUUGCUUACCUGUAUCUUCUACUGAAGGAAUCAGAACUUUGUCAGUAUUUCCAAAUGAUGAACAGCUCAAAAUUGAAGACGUGAAUAUAACCAGAGCUCCAACUCCUGAACUAACUAUGAAAUUUAACAGAGAAAGUGUUCUAGAAAUAGCUGAAUUGUCAGAGCUACUCCACAGUGCAGAAAAUGUAAAACUAGUGGAUAUAAAGGAGGUGGUAGGUUUACGAAGCAAACCACAUCAUGAGAAAGAUGGUAAUAAUUUAUCUCAAAGGAAGUCAAACUUAGAAAAUAUACUUGAACUACCAAAGACAGCAUGCAUUAUUGGUGCGGAAAGCAGUGUAGCUAAGUGUGAAUCCUCUGUGUUAGAUUUUACAGAAGUGAAAGGUGAAAUAAAACAAUCUGAAAACUUACGUGAGAAAUUAGAAUGUGGGCAGUCCAAAUCUCAAAACUUUAGACUGUUUGAAUCUCUAGAGAGUGAAGUCAGUGUUAAUCCAGGAGAUUGUGGAGGGGAAAGCAGUGAGUUGUUAGCAAGAGGGGAUACAAUUAAAUCUGUCUUAAUAGAAAGUAAUCCUAUGUCUCAGGAACAGUUUGCAAAACCUCUGAUUCAGCUCUUGAUAUCUGAAAAUAUUAAAUGUGAUGAAAUAGAAGGGAAAUUAAAUAAACAAAGCAAGGAAUUGGUGACUGAGACUUGCUCCAGUUCACUGAAGCAGGAAAAGAAUGUUGUGAAGAAAGAUAAUACUUCAGAGAUCAUUUGCCAGCCUACUUCAGAAAUAGAAUAUAGAAGUGGCUUGGCUUUUUCUACUCAAAAGGACUUGGAGAAAUGCUGUAUAAAUAAUGAGGAAACCAAUUCUCCUGUGCAAGUGGAAAUUGGCUUGAAAUCCACAAGAUCUCCUGAUCUAAAUUUCAGUCUUCAGAAAGUUGUUGCUUUCCUUGAAACCAACUUAGCAGGAAAGGCUGCUUUUUCUUAUACCUGGGAAAACAAGGGACAUACAAAUUCCAUUAUGAGUAGUACAUUUAACUAUUCUUCAGAUAACUUAGAAGAGGGUGCUGAGUUUGUGACUACUGAAAAAGUCAACAUGGGCAAAGAACUGGGCUGCCCUGAGAGAGAAUAUGUACAUAAAAAUGAAGAGAAAACUUCAGAUAAGGAGCAGCCAGUAGAUAAAGAACCUCAGGCACCUGUUAAAUCACAGAUCAUAUAUGCAAACCCUUAUAAGAAUGCUUUUCUCCUCCAAAAGUUUGAUUGCCAAGAAUCAGGAUGCAGGACUUCUAUGUGGAAGGUUAGAACAGAUCCUUCUAGAACUAAUUCACUAACAGGUGGGGAAGAAAGUAAAGAACUGAAUGGUUUUGUGCGUUCUGGGAGAAAUGCCAUAAUAAAGUGUAAAAGUGAUUUUGAUAUGCCAGAGCAAAGCAAUGACUCUGAAGAGAAAGACUGUUCUCUACAAAAAGUUAAGUAUGUGAAGCGUUCUGAAUGUGUUCCAAUGUUUAGAAACAAACUGAGAUCUUCCAGCAGAAUUGCACUGGAUGCUCUGGAAACUGGUGCAGUUGUUGAUGCUGAUUACCAAGUAUGUGAGCUUCAUUCAAUGAGGCACCCAGGAAAUACUUUCACAGUUAGUCACCUAAAAGCAGACACUGUCUUGGAUAUGAAUACACACUGUGAACCAAACAACUCUGGAGGUACUGCAAAUGAGUGGUCAAGUGUGACUGGAGAGGGUUAUCCUGAAGACUCGGCCUCUUGGAAAACCGAAUGUAUAUUAGUAACCUCUGAAAAUACUGAGAGUGCUAAUGAACUCAUGGAGUCUAACACAGCUGGAUGCAUCAGUCACAGUGAGGAAAGUCUAUUAAAAUCUGGAACAUCAAAAGAAAGCCCUGUGAUGCCAAAUGCUUCAAAAAAUAGGUUGCCACUAUGCAAGAUGUUAAGCAGAUUCUCAGAAAAUUGCAGGCUGACUGUAAAAACCAGUAAAUUAAAUGCAAGAAUGUUAGCACUUGGCAAUUUCUUAGAAGAAAAUGAUUCUGCAAAACUUCAGUCAAAUGGGAAACAAGGUUUAUUACACAGUGGUGAUAUGGGAGUCUCAGUGUUUGAAGAAUAUAGUAAUAAUAAUCAAACUUACACUGCUUGCAAUACAGGAGAAAGCAGCACUGAUGUUAUCAUAGAUAGUGGUACAAAAAAAAUUUUACUCAAUUAUCUUCCAAAUCCAACCCUCUCUGAUGUAAGGUGCAGUUGUCAAACAGUUGGUCAGCUUUCUGAACCACAAAAGACAGUAUUUGAGAAGUUACAUAUGGUGGAAUCAGAGUCUUGUGCUCUCAAGAAAAGCAAUAAGUGGAAGUGUAAAGAGCAAGAACCAUCUGAAAUCUUGACUGUUUCUACCAAGACAGCUGUUGAUGUAAUGCAUACCAAGCUAUCAAAGAAACUGUUUCAAGGUAAAAGAAAAACAAAGACUCUUAAAGUUACUCAGCCAGUUCUUGCAAAUGCUAAUACUUCUGUGGCAAAAAAAUGCUCAUCUGAGAUGAUAAAUAAAAUCAGGGAAGAGAUAGGUCCUCCUCUGCCCCCCUUGCUACUGCCUCUGAUUGCUACUCCUCCAAAAACUGCCUGUACUGUGUCCCCGGUAAUGUCUUCAACAGGUCAAUUCUCUUUGCUUUCCCCUCUUGAUGACCUGAUAUCCCCACUAUGCAAAACUCCUGUUCUUCCUCUCAUGUCCCCAUUAACAGAUACUCCAGCAGUAAAAUCUGCUAUUUUAUUUUCUCCUCCCUCACCCUCAGAAAUGACAGUAGGUAGAAGGAUUCUCUCCUCACCUUUGAAAUUUUGUACUUCCAUUCCAAAGCAUGCACUUCCUGUUCCAGGAAGAUUUCCUCUCUUUGCAGCAGUUAGUGCUGGUCCAGACGCUCCCCAGGAGAACUCUGUGAAAAUAUUGGACACUAUGUAUCCAGAGCUGUCUGCAAGGGCAAGGACACUAAACAUUCUGAAAGGCAAUAUUCAGCUUAACCGAUGUCCUUUUUCAGACAACCAAAGUUUGCCAGGACCUGUGUCUCAAGCAGGUGGAUUCAAAGCAAUUGCAUCUACAUCAACUGCUUUUGUUAAAGCUGGGAGCAGUUUGAAAUCUGAUAGUAGCAAAGAUGAAGACAAAUAUGUGCAAAAUCAGCAAUUGUUUUCAAAUCAUCUUGGAAAAAGGACACUAUUGCGGGUAUCUAUGCCAAGAAGUGCCAAAAGACUGAGGCUGGACAGUGAACCGCCAAGGAUGGAGCCCAGUGAUAUUACUGCUGUCAGAAAUACUAAAAAUACCAUCUCUGAAAUGCAGGAGGCUUUCCGUGGUAAAAGCUAUGAAAUCGGUGAUUCAUCACAGCAUUCCAGUUCAGAAGAAUCACUCCCAGUAAAGAAGGACUGCCAGAAAGUUUUGUUGGCAUUAAAGAAAGUUGCUGAAUCCUGUUUUGACUUGUUACCAGUUAUCAAAGGUCAUGUGUAUGCUGGUAAUAUCUCACAGAUUCCAGUAAUGAGAGAUGAAGAGAGAGAAGUUGUCUAUGAAUUUGGUAUAAAAAACAAGCAUUUAGCAGAGUCCUUGCUGCAUGUAAUUCUCAAUAAGCUGAAGGCUCAGAAGAAUGCCGCAAAUUAUAAUUUCAGUCAGGCUCUGUGUCGAGUAUAUGCAGGAAUUUGUCGACACUUGGGAGAUUUGGAAAGAGCCCGCCUUUUCUGCUAUAGUCUACUUAAAGAAGACUAUCCAGACUCAGAAAAAUUGAUUUUAUUUAUCACAAAUGUAUGGUCUGACAUAUUUGUCUUCCAAGGUGCAAUUAACAAAGCUAUGCAAUUAGUUGUCAGGCAGAGUGCAAGCAAUGAGAUGCUGGCCUGUUUAAGUGCUUAUCUCAACUGGGAACAGUUCUCUGUGUAACAGGUAAUACGUUACUACAGUUAAUUUCAAGAUGAGCCUGUCUCUUUUUACUCAUGAUCUUUUUGCAAGGUAGACUGUAAAUACUUGUUUAUCGCAAAAAAACUUAAUUACAUAAGCAGUUGGUGUUAAUACAAAACCAUUGAUACCAGGAGAAGGAUGAUCAGUGAGAGCUGACUUCAAGUUUUUGAGCUGUUCAGAAAAUCAUUUAAUUUCUAUCAGUUUUCAGCAGGCACAUAUUACCGUCCUGAAAAGAGUGUUGCAAGGAGGAGAAAUUGAAAUAAUUGGGAGCAAUUUUACAUCAUGCAAAUGGAAAGCCAGAGGUGCUUUGCUUCUAAAGGAGUUCGUGUCACAGGCUUGUGUGUCUGUUUAAAGGCUAGGGCCCCAUAUAUUUGAAAACUCCAUAUUAAUGCUGGGCUUGCUUCCUGGAAAUAAAAUAAUGUUGUAUAUAUCAAGUGAACAAAAUCAUAUUGAUUCAUAGCUGUCCUAGUUCUGGCCACAACAGGGUUAAUUUUUGCAGUUGCCAAAAAGGGGGGGGUGGCUGGGACUUGGAGGUUAAUUCUGUACCACUUCGUAUCAUUACCAGGGAUGUGGGGAAUGGAGUCUCUUCCAGGGAGAAUGAGUCCCUUCCAGGCCAGCAUAGUGUGAUGGAGGGAGAGGUUGUGUAUUGUUGCUUCCAUGUGAAUUGUUGGUCUCUCUUUUGUACCCUCCAUCAUUAGUAUUCAUUGUUAUUACUGUUUGUUGUCUUAUCUCAUUGCUGUUUCCAGUAAAUUGUUCUUUUCUCAACCUGUGAUCUUUAUAUUUUGUGCCUCCAAUUCUCCUCUCCAUCCUGCCACAGAGAAGAGGAAGGGAGAGGAGGGAGGAAGCUAGCAGUGCUUGGUUUUAGUGGGAGCACUAAUUUGGAGAAUACAAUUCCUAAACCAUGACAAUAGCUCAUCUAUUCCCUAUCCUAACAUGCUGCUCUACAACUGCCUUGAGGAAUGCAGUAGUCUUACUGCUGUCAUCAUAGCCUUUAGGUGUUGUAUGAUUUUUUUUUCUUUAAUCUCUGAAGCCAGCCCCGAAUUUAAUUCGGUAUCACUGAAAUUACAGCCCCCUAAACCUCCUGCUUUAGUGCAGGAGUGAGUUAAUUUGGCAUGGAUUUGUAUCUGGUUUUUUUACUAUUGUAUCACAGUUGUAAUGUAGCAUUAAGCUCUGGUAUUCAGUCCCUGUUUAGCAAAGAAUUUGUAUCCUCCAUUCCAUUAGGUUAGAGCUUUUAGUAUCAUGCCAGUAGAGAUGCACAUAAGAAUGUUCUAGUAAAUGUUCUUGGAAAUAUUAAUUCUUUGCACUCACACUACCUACUUUAUUAAUGGAUCUCUGAAAUAUGAGAGCUGCUGCAGCUGGGGAGAAAUAGAAUUUUCUAUAUUGACGAUGUAUAUUGACGAUAGGAGAUGACAUCAUCCUGUCUGUAAGCUGUGUUUUACUUGGGUAGAAAUACAGAUAAAAGUUUCAAGUAGAUUGUGAUUAACAGUCUGUUACACAUAUAAUUUUAGGAGAAGAUUGUUCCAAGUAAAGCUCAAUUGGGAUGGGUAUUUAUUUCUUGGUCAAAGCAUGUCAUGUUAGUGACUUGCACCAUGGCAGAACUUGCCAAUUAUAUGAGGUUUUGUACUGAGAAGAUCUGCCAAGCACCCAUUCUGUUUAUGUGAUAAGCCUAGACUUCUUUUAUGUGUCAGAUAUUCAAAAAAUGUUUGGUUUUGAGUUUCCUUUCUUCCCUUGGCUGUUUAAUUAGCAGAAUGGUUUCACAUGGCAUAUUUAUUUACCUCAACUAUUAAAAGUAUUUGCUUGCAAACUCACCCCUAAUGAAGAAUAAAGAGUAACGAAUUUUAGAAUUAUUUAUAUUAGACUAAUUAUUAGACCAUAUUAGACUAAUCUUCUUGCACUGGAAAAACACGCUUCUUACCUGAAUGCUGCAUUGAGAGAAAUAAAAAUCCCCAAAUUGUAGAAGGAGAUGAGAGAGUGGGUGUGAGAUUUGUGUUUUAUCUUGUUUGGGUAUUUUUUUCCCAAACUCUCCUUUUAGUAAAAGCAUCAGGAAAAAUACCUAGUACUUGAAGGUUUUGGUUUAUGUACUCUAUUUGUUUGUGUUAAUUCAACCCAAAGUUGGAUAUAUGGCGUAAGAUGCUGUAAACAGUCAGUAUCAAAUAUUUGUAAUGAGUUUGGUUCUGGGCUGGUAACUUUUUAUGCAUUAAGAUAAUUACCUUCUAAAAUUCCAGAGUUCAUCUUUAGAUGCUGGUAUUAUGGUCUCAAACCUGCUUUUAGAAAUGCAGUCAUGUACAAAAGUAGAAUUUCACCUGAGUGAACAGUAUGGAGAAGACCUCAGUGAAGAUGCUUGGCAGUAUAUAUUUGCUGUUGAUCUACUCUGCUCUCAUA
Pyrgilauda ruficollis (rufous-necked snowfinch) is the source of this 9048-nucleotide messenger RNA. RefSeq names its product interactor of little elongation complex ELL subunit 1 (gene ICE1). The transcript has 16 exons. Lineage: Eukaryota; Metazoa; Chordata; Aves; Passeriformes; Passeridae. The record is from RefSeq and is a predicted model, not a curated record. The coding region runs from base 808 to 6648 and encodes 1946 amino acids.